Thalassophryne amazonica is the source of this 1432-nucleotide messenger RNA. Its product is annotated as bestrophin-4-like. Gene Ontology annotation, molecular function: chloride channel activity. The transcript is spliced from 9 exons. The record is from RefSeq and is a predicted model, not a curated record. NCBI's taxonomy places the organism in Eukaryota, Metazoa, Chordata, Actinopteri, Batrachoidiformes, Batrachoididae. The coding region runs from base 4 to 1374 and encodes 456 amino acids.
GACAUGACAGUUUCCUACACGCUUGAAGUGGCCGAAGCAAAGUUUGGUGGUUUCUCCAAACUGUUGUUCAGGUGGAAGGGGAGCAUCUACAAGCUACUCUACAGGGAGUUUCUGGUGUUCUGUGGAGUUUAUCUGUUCUUCAGUUUAUUUUACAGGUUCCUCCUCACACCAAAGCAGCAGGACCUGUUUGAACGUGUGGCUCUUUACUGCAAUCAGUUCACCAACACAAACUUCAUCCCUGUUUUGUUUGUUCUGGGUUUCUACGUGACCCUGGCCUUUAAUCGUUGGUGGGGUCAGUACACCAGCUUCCCGCUGCCUGACGACCUGAUGAUGGUGGUGUCCGGGAACGUGCACGGUGCUGAUGACAGUGGUCGCCUGCUGCGACGCACACUGAUGAGAUACGCCAACCUGUCUUCGGUUCUGAUUCUCCGCUCCAUCAGCACCAGAGUCCGCAAGCGAUUCCCAACUUUGGAGCACAUCGUGGAAUCUGGAUUUAUGACCUCCCAGGAGCUUAAAAUGUUUGAGUCCCUUCACUCUGACUUCAAUAAGUACUGGAUGCCUUUGACUUGGUUUGCAAAUCUGGCAUCCAGAGCGAGAGAGGAGGGUCGAGUGAAGGACGACAUCGCUUUGAGGCUGCUCAUGGAUGAGCUGAAUAAGUACCGAGCCAAGUGUAGCCUCCUCUUCCACUACGACUGGAUCAGCAUCCCUCUGGUCUACACACAGGUCGUUACAAUCGCGGUCUACUCGUUCUUUGCCUUCUGUGUGAUUGGCCGACAAUUUCUGAACCCCAAGAAAGGCUACAAAGACCAAACAUUCGAUAUGUACGUCCCUGUUUUCACGCUGCUCCAGUUCUUCUUCUACACUGGCUGGCUCAAGGUGGGGGAGUUGAUUAUCAAUCCAUUUGGAGAAGAUGACGAUGACUUUGAAACCAACCAGCUGAUCGACAGAAACAUCCAGGUGUCCAUGCUGGCUGUGGAUGACAUGUACCAGAACCUUCCACCUGCUGUGAAAGACAAGUACUGGGCCCAGGGACAUUUUUCUGUCCCUUACAUUCUGUCGACUGCAGCAGAGAGUCUCAAACCAGCCUUCAAAGGCUCCACCUUUGAUAUGAGGAUGAGUACAGAGGAUCUUGAUCUUCUCCAGCCUGAGGAUGUUCUGCUGAAGACGCAGUAUUUGCAGAGGGGCAAAGGUUUCCUCCACGAGAGGAGUCUGCCCUCUUUGGCAGACGUCUCUUCCCAUCAUAAUGAGAGUGAAGAUGGUGAUGGUGCUGAUGGCAGGGAUGAUGUCACUUUAACCCCUGAUGAUGACAUCACUGCCACCAGUCGCAAAGAACACAAAGCACUGAUUAGAAUUGAGGUGGAAAAACACAUCUGAUGUACCCACAAUGUACGUUUUUCACUCUAAAAGAAGCCAAAUGUUCCAAAUAAACCAA